This is a messenger RNA of Plodia interpunctella (Indianmeal moth), 2242 nucleotides long. RefSeq lists its product as uncharacterized. The record is from RefSeq and is a predicted model, not a curated record. Bases 118 to 2172 code for a protein of 684 amino acids. The transcript is spliced from 6 exons. NCBI's taxonomy places the organism in Eukaryota, Metazoa, Arthropoda, Insecta, Lepidoptera, Pyralidae.
AAUUUUGAAAACAAAUAGGAACCUAGAUUUUAUUACUGCAUAUAAAAUUGACGUUCUGUAUAUUGUUAUAUCUGUUAUUUCACAUUCAUAACUUUGUUCUUAAAUGUACUAAAUUAAAUGUCAGCCCAUUGGAUUUUGAUCUCUGCCCUCUUCACAAUAACUUAUGUUGAUUCCUUGCUACAAAUAGAAACAAUAAAUCAUGGACAGAUUUUACCCCAGAAAUCAGUGCCAAAUGUGUCUCAGAAACUACUGCGGAACGACAAUGAUAUCGAUGUCAUAAAGAAUAUAUCAAGGGUAAAUAAUGCGUUACAAGAAUUAAUAAAAAACUAUGAACAUUUGCAAAAAAUAUACAAGGCAGAGAGUAUAGAAUCAAACGACUAUUCAACAGAUUCCGAAAUGGAUGAGCGUUUUAAAUCUGAUAAACACAAAAAGAAAAACAGAUCUAAAAAUGAUGUGACGUCGCCAAAGACGUCUGCGUAUGCGUUUCCUGCAACGCAACUUAUAGGAUUUGAUAACUCAGAAGAAUUACAUAAACAUAGUGCAAGCAAUGAUGACACAAAAAGUAUAGGAUCAGAAUCAGUCGAGAUCAAUGUUAAACAAAGAAUUCCAAAGAUUGAACAUCUCCAAGCUCCUCCAGCACCACAGAAAAAAGUUAUAACUUACAAAUUCGAAGAUAGCGAUUCCGAAACACGUGAAAGUGUGAAUGAACGACAAAAGACUCCUGUUGCCAGAGAGACGACUAAGAAAGCGCCAGAGAUUAUUUUUGUCAAUAUGCAUAAAUCUGAUACGAAACCUAAAGAACCACAAAUAAUGGAGUCAAUAGCUUCGAAACCAAAUACUCGUUAUAAGAAAAUAAAACACAGGGGCGAACUGAGAACCACUCCCGAAGGCGAUCUUUCGUUUUCAGCUAUUGUUAAAAGCCAACAAAGAAACAGCAGUGACAAUGAAGUGGGACAGUUGGAAUCUGAAACUAAACCCGUACUUUGGAAUCAGAUCACGGACACUCAUCAAAAUCGCGACCCGAACUUUAGAACGCAAUACGUAGCCCGUUUGAAGAGUACUAAAUAUAAUAGAGAUAACUUUGUUAAUAACAUCACAGACACUCAAAAUGACGAAAUAUUUAAGACUAGAUUGAGACUAGUCAGCAAGGAAAAAAAACCAAGAAGAGAGUUCAGUUCAGAUUACCAGACGAGUACUGUUACUUUAAGAGACAAUGAGUUAAAUAUACAGACCAAAACUUUUGCGACGAGCAACCAGCCGAACAGAAUUCCUGUUAAGCAAGAAGAUUAUGGUCCUCCUGUCGUAGAUCAAGUUAAAGACGAGACGUGGGGAAAAAUUACAAGCAUUCGUAUAAAAAAGCUCGAACCUAAAGUAAGAGCUGAAAUGGAAAAAAAACAAGACGAAGUUAAUAUGAGGCCAGAUAGAAUAAGUUACACAGUGCGCAAUAUCGACUCCAAUAAAGAACUAAAUGAAGAUAAACGCGCGAAGGAUUCAGACGCAGAGUCAGAUGCAGAGGAGAGGGAAAUCAAUAAAGAGAUGUUCAAGACGAAGAUACUGCGCAAAGCGUACGGGGAUGCCUGCUCUAAAGUAGUGGUGAAAAAAUGUCAUAAGGCGUGCAAGUCGGUACUGAAGAGAGUAUGUAUAAGCAGCAGUUGCAAAUCAUCGUUCAAGGACAGCUUCAAGAAGCACGCGAAGACGGGCUGCAUAAGCGAGUUUGCCAAUGACACAGCAUCGUCGGCAGGAAAAAGAUCCGGAACUGAACACAUUUCCAUCAACAAAGACGAUUUCUUCGCAGCCGCGUGUUGGCCGCUGCUGAACCCAAUAGAAAAGCCGGAAAGGAAGAGCUUGACUUAUCCUGCAGAGGGAGAAGUGAAUGGAGUAAAUGAAAUGUUAGUACUGCGCAGCAAACUCGAAAAAACUUGUGGGUCAAGAGCGAGGCAAAAGUGUAAGAACGCCUGCGCGUACGCACUUGCUCACACAUGCGAAUUUUUCCGUUGUCCCAAACGACGUGUGAAAUUGACUAAACGGAGGUGUAAAGAUGUUUGCAACUUUGAGUAUCGAUCUUGCAAGUCUAAAUCUAAGUCUGAGAAAUCUAAGUCAUGUCGUAGUAAAUCGAAAAGUAAGUCGGAGAGUAGUUGCAGUAGUAGUUCGAGUAGUAGCAGUUGUUCUUAAUAGUGGCGUGCAAAAAGUGACAUUCUGUUAAUGUAAUCCCCUAAUUCAUUCAACUCAUUCAUUCAAUCAG